Pongo pygmaeus (Bornean orangutan) is the source of this 3492-nucleotide messenger RNA. RefSeq lists its product as uncharacterized. Bases 69 to 602 code for a protein of 177 amino acids. The transcript is spliced from 2 exons. Lineage: Eukaryota; Metazoa; Chordata; Mammalia; Primates; Hominidae. The record is from RefSeq and is a predicted model, not a curated record.
GGCACUGCUCCUUGCAGCUAGUCACUGCAGGGUUGUCAGAGCUGUUGCUGGACGUGCAGAAGGGAGAGAUGAAACAUGGACCGAGGGCGGCAGCCAAACGGGAUCCUCAAAACUUGUUUGCUGCUGAAAUGGGAGAAUUGAAUAUUUUUCCACUUAAUCUAAAAAUUGGCCUUGGUUUCUUGGACUGUUUCUCACCUCCUCUCAGCAUCAUCUACUGGAAAGAAGGCUCAAGAGAAAGUUGGGGAAGAUCUAUCAAUGCAACACCCGAGGAAACCCACCCUGAUACCUUCAUUUCUCCAUUUGUGCAGCCCACGUUGUGGUGUAAUGAAAAUCUAUGGCUAUACUGUAUCACAGCGAAUAAAUCCAUUUGGAGAAAAAGGCACCUGGUGAAAGGCCACAGUGCACUGGAAUGCAAUGCUGCUAUGUGCAAUGCUGCUUACAAGAAAACUUUGGGUAAAUAUUGCACGGGUCAAACUUACGAUCCAACUUUUUCACGUAACAGGGCCACGUACUGGAUGCCUUCAGAAUCCGCAUUCAGCGUGUCCACUUUGCUCUUUGAUGCAAUGCCACCUCACACAAGCAUUCGAGCCACCGUCAUCUAGUUUUCUCUUUCUUUCUCCCCUUGCUAUAAUGACCCAAAUCUCCCUUUUUAUUUUGUAAUUUUCGUAAGUUUUUUAAGGCAAUGACUAUAAUAAUUCAUGUUUGGUGAAAUAAUUCUUUUGGUUGAUAUAUUUCAUAGUUUGGUCUCUAAAAAAAGUUAAAAAACAACAACAAGAACCAAAAACAAACAACCCCCCGCCCCAAGCUUCCCUCUGCUUGAUGCCAUAGACAAGAGUCCAAAGGACAUUAGCUGCUCCAUUGCACACAUUGGAAGGGAGAGUUUGCUGUGAGCUCAGUCCUUCUAAUAGACUGGCAAUUUUGUAAAAGGUUUAGAGAAUUUUGUUUAACCAUUUCUGCAUGUGUUUUUAAUGAGCUCAUGAUGGUUUCUAACAAAGGCCAGGUUGUGUGUUUUCCAGCACUUUCUGACCUGAUUCCUCCCUGCUGACUUGGGGAGUGGGCACCUGUGCUUCUCUCCUGGCUCACCUAUGGGAGUCGGGGUGGUGGGGCCAUCUCCGGGCCUGUCUUCACGCCAGGGAUGAAUCAUGUAGUAGGCAGAGUGGAAGGAGUCUCUUUAUUGACAGCUUUCCAUCUGGACUUUGGAUACGGCUGAUCGUUCAUGUAGAGCCGCGGUUAGCUGGAAGGGGCUAGGCAAGUCAGCUCCUCCUUAAGGGAUCAAGGGUGUGUAAGACAUCAGGAAAGAACUGCCCGGGAUUUCAUUGGCAAAGCUUAGAGAAGCAUUUUAUCCUCUGAGUUUCAGGUAGCCAGGGUUGUGAAUGUGUAUGACUGCAGCUUUGACAGGUCGGUCUUUAAUAGUCAAUAGGAUCAUUUAUAGCCUUGUUCAGAUAAUCCAACUGGAGUACACCUGAAUAAAUACAUCAAGCUCAGGUGGCUAAAAGCUAACCCCUUUUGAGUUUAAUAAUUAAAAUAAACAGAGCUAUGAAGAUGAAUUUCAGUUUGUCAUGCAUAAAUGUAAGAAGCUCCAUAAAGGAUGGUGUUCUGUGAUUCAUAUAGGAGUAUGAUGGAUGUAUGAUACGUUUUCCACAGCUAUUUAAGAAAAAACGAUUAUCUUAGUCAUGGGGUAAAGUUAUGUGAAGCAUUGCACCAUCCAGGCUGUGUCUGGGCCAGUACAGAUUUUUUUUUCUUUUUCUUUUUCUUUCUUUUUUUUUUUUUUUGUGAAAGAUUACUUCUUGGCAAACUAGAUAUGCAAACGCCAGAAUACAGUAAAACCACAUUUAAUUGGACCUACUUGCCAACUUCUUGAACACAGCUUGGAUUAUUCCACUGGAGGCUGCUUCUGUUAAAAGCUGGGGGAGGAGGAAGUGGCAUAUUGACAAGACUUCAGAUAAUUUUUUUUUCACUCGAAGUACAAUUAUGCAAUGAGCCAAGUUUGGAAGUAUUUUACUAUGUUUAAUAAUUAUUAUUAAAGAUAUUGUAAAACAUAUGCAUUUGUUAAGUGGAAUGUAAUGGGAGUAAAAUCAUGUCAUCAAUUUUCCUUUGGAUUUAUUUUCCCAUUUUGUGUUUUAUUUGACAGCCUUCCAAAUUGAUUCUAGCCAAAACCAUGCACUCUAAUAUAUAUCAUACUUGAUAUUAAAGUGAGAAUGCGAGUAAUUUAUAGAAUCUGAGUGAGAACAGUUUUCUUCUCUUAGCCAGCCUAUAUGGAGCUGCCACCUCUGCUCAGGUAGCAACCGACACAUGCCUUGUACACAGAAAGGAAAAUAAUAGGGGUCGAGAAAUCCUCCACACAUCCUUCCUGAUAGACACUCCAAAACCCACAUAUCCCAGGCAUUGUUCAGUGGGAGAUCAGGGCCAAGGAAAAGGAUAACUAUUUCUUUAUGUGUGUGUGAAUCUAGAGGAACCAGACUCGUCUCUGGAAAUGCAAGUGGGAAGUGGGAUUCACUGAGAAGCCAUCAUUCUGCUCAGGUGAGUCCUGACUUCAGGCGAGGGAUCCUAAAGGUGACACUGCAAUCCUUCACCUGGAAAGCCAAGGAGACAUGACAUCAGUGUGUUUCACAUCCUAAGCUUAAACAAAUGUAUAUUGUUUUUACUGCCUCUUUCUCAAGGGGGAACACUGCCCCUGAAACUGCAGUCCUUGAAACCGAACAAAGGUGCCAUUGCUAAUGAUUAGCAAGACGCUCCGGAUGGUUUGCAUCGAACUCCACCUGCUAUGUGAAAACCCCAUGCUUUUCUCACUUUCCCACUUAAGCUGCUUAGCAGUUGGGUCCUCUCCUCUGAGUGUGGUUAUGUGUCUGUUUGACUUCUGUGUGCCCUGCGAUUUCACUGUUUUCUUCUGCCCUGCCACAGCAAAUGACCAGUGGAGGCAACCCGCGGACGGAGGAAAAGGGCAGGUCCCUGCAUCCAUCUCAGCGCCUUGCAGCGGGCAGCCUGUCCUUUCAGGCGGGAGUUCCCAGCGGCGUUCCUAGGUGUUCUGAAUGUGUGCCCCGGGGCUGAGGGAAGCCUCGUGCAGCUCUGCUGCUGUGGGAGGCAGGGGGGACUGGAGGGGACGGGAGCAGUGUGAGGCUUUCAUGUGCAGAGGGGACAUGAGGACAUCUGGACGGCAUCCCUGUGAGCAGGGCUCCCGCUGCAGGCCUUUGAAAACCCUGCUGCCCUGGCUCCCCAGCGCCUUGGAACUUUCUCCCUAGAGAAUGCAGAAAAGCCAGUGCCCUUGAUUUCUUAGACAUCUAAAGCUUCUACACCUGCAGGGUUGUCCAGGAGCAAUGAGGUUUGGGUUGAGGGCCUGAGCACUUUCUGAAAAGUGCUUGUUUCUAAGAACCUGGAACUAGGAGUGAGGAGUGACAUGAGUUCUGCCCUCAAGUUCUCUGAUAACCAGCUGUGCAGUCUUGAACAAGUGAGUUCAUCUCUUCAUCUUUAAAAUAAAACUUUUGGGCCAAAUGA